Messenger RNA from Oppia nitens, 2363 nucleotides. Its product is annotated as chorion peroxidase-like. Gene Ontology annotation, biological process: response to oxidative stress. The record is from RefSeq and is a predicted model, not a curated record. Gene Ontology annotation, molecular function: heme binding; peroxidase activity. The coding region runs from base 354 to 2351 and encodes 665 amino acids. The transcript has 9 exons. Lineage: Eukaryota; Metazoa; Arthropoda; Arachnida; Sarcoptiformes; Oppiidae.
AUAGUCGAGUAGUAUAUCCCGACGACGAUGAUAGUGAACGACCCAACCAACCGAUUCGUAAUACUAGUGCUUCGGUCAGUCCUUCAAACAGUGAUCAAUGCAAACAACAGGAUUGUCACACACCAAACGUAUGUUAUUUAUACUUAGAUGAAGCACAUGUAGGUCAGUGCGUCCGUAGUAAUGGUGCUAAAGGAGUUUGCUGUGAGCCAGACGUCAAAAUAAUUGGAAAAGAUUUUGAAUUGGAAAUCCGUGUUCCCAAAGAUGUUAUACAAAGUCGACGAUUCAGACCUGAAGACAGGUCAUCCAUCACUUCAAACGAAAUAAAUAGCGCCCAAAAGUUGGCCAUAAUUUUUAUGAACAAACAGGACAGACUUGAAAUUGCACUCAAAAAUGAUGACCUGUUGGCCAAACGCGGUUCGGGAGAGUUCGCGCACCAAAACUUUUUUGGAGCAAAUCCGGUGGCUAUAUCACUGGCCAGAGAUGCGACCAUUGCGUUACAUACGGCUAUAGAAUUAUCCAAAGAAAAAGGCUUUAAUGUCGGCCAAUCAAGACGUCUAUUACCUGGUAUUGAUCUGAGAAGCACUCGUAUGAAAACAUUUUGUCCACAAGAGCCGCGUUGUUUAUCUACUAAAUACCGGAGACCCGAUGGCAGCUGUAAUAAUAGAAGAAAUAGACAGUGGGGCAAAUCGAUGAUCACAUUUGAAAGAUUACUCGAAGCUGACUAUUCUGAUGGCAUAAAUGAUCCGCGAGUUUCAGUCGAUGGCAAUUCACUGCCCAGUGCUCGGGAUGUGUCAAUUGCAUUGGCACCCGACCGAAAUCAACCYAACCGACAAUACACUUUAAUGGUUAUGCAAUUGGGACAGUUUAUCGAUCACGAUCUCACACAUACGGCUAGCACUAGAACAAAUGAUAACUUUGCUUUGCGUUGUUGUGGUGAGGAGUUCCGUCGUAAUCCCCAAUUGGUUCAUCCGUCUUGUUUCCCGAUAAUUGUGUCGCCAAACGACCCGUUUUACUCCAACUUUGGUCAAACAUGUAUGAACUUUGUACGGUCAGCGCCAGCCAUACGGCCUAACUGUCAAAUGGGUCCACGCGAACAACUUAAUCAAUUGACCGCAUAUUUGGACGCCAGCAAUAUAUAUGGAUCUACAGAGCAAACAGCCCGAUCUUUACGAAGCCUACGCAAUGGUCGGCUUAGGGUAUCAUUAGUUAAUAGGCGCCAGUUUUUACCGUUUGACAACAAUACAAACUUCUGUGCGAUACCACAACAGCAACAGUUACAAUGUUUUGUUGCCGGAGAUAUGCGGGUCAAUGAACAGACAGAACUGACAGUUAUGCACACCGUAUGGAUGCGCGAACAUAACCGAGUGGCCGAAGUACUGUCGGAACUGAAUCCCGGAUGGAGUGAUGAGAUCAUCUAUCAGGAGGCCAAACGUGUAGUAACAGCUGAGUUUCAGCACAUCAUAUUCAAUGAGUUUUUGCCAAUAAUUAUUGGUCGGCCAGCUAUGCGUGCCUUUAGACUGUUGCUUAAGAGGAACGACUAUAGCAAUACAUACUCCGAAGAUAUUAACGCCGGUAUUACCUCCAGUUUUGCGACAGCAGCCUUUAGAUUGCAUACUUUGAUUGAGGGAAACAUACGGCUUAUUAAUGAUAACAAUCGACAGGUCGAUAGGGUUGACCUUAGGACACAAUUCAAUAAUCCGCAAAUUUUGUAUAAACAGCGAGCAUUGGAUCUCAUGAUUAACGGACUCACUGGUCAACCAAUACAACACGGAGAUAAUUUUUUUACGAGUGAAGUAACCAAUCAUUUGUUUGAACCAAUUGGACAGCCAUUYGGUAUGGAUUUGAUUUCRCUAAAUAUUCAAAGAGGCCGUGAUCAUGGAUUGCCUUCAUAUAACCGUUUCCGUCAAGUGUGUGGUUUACGGGCAAUAAGAAAUUUUGGCGACUUGUCCUCAGUAAUGAACCAAAAUGCGGUUCAAGCCAUAAAUCAAGUGUAUCGACACGUGGAUGACAUCGAUCUGUUUAUAGGCGGUGUGUCCGAGAAUCCUAUCAACGGUGGUCUGGUUGGACCUACGUUUGCCUGUAUUAUAGCCGAACAGUUUAGACGACUCAAAAUGGGUGACCGAUUCUGGUUUGAAAACGGAGGACUCGAGUCAUCAUUUAACGAGAUACAGCUCCGGGAGAUWAAAAAAUCCAGUUUAUCCCGUAUUCUGUGCGACAACAGUGACAUACGAUUUAUGCAACCGUUGGCUUUAGUUCAGACAUUUGAUUGGAAUCCCAAACUUGAGUGCAGAGGCAAUGAUAUACCAACAGUUGAUCUAACAUUUUGGCGCAAUGAGCCCGUCUGGACAUAAUUAUAUAGUAGU